AAACAAAAACAAAAUUUCUCAACACCACACUCACGAACAUUUACUCAAAAUUUCAAUUUUUCCCACAAAUUUCACAUUUACCCAAAAAAUGCAUUUGAAACAACAUUUUCAUAAUUACAAAAUUUAAUAAUACGUAUUAAUGGAGUGAGAAAAAUCUAUAUUAAUAUUGAAAACUAACUAAGCAAAUAAAUAACCUCCUUAACCUAUAAGAAUGAGACGAAUGCCAAGCAAAACAAAAUGAAGCAACAUUGAAAGAAUCAUUCGAAUUGAAUGAAGAUUAAAAUAAAAAGAAUCUAAACUUCAAAUGAAGGUAGAGAAUCAUAUAUAUAUAUAUCAUAGUGUAUGAAUGGGAGUAGUAAUGACAAGUGAAACACUCGUGGUUGGAGAAGCUCCAAAGUCAACUAGAAAAUUUACAGAAUAAUAAUCACCUAGACAGUAGAAAAGUUAAAAAAAUGAAAAUGUGAACUGAGAAAGAACCUUUAAGAACUUCUUGUGAUUAGAGGAUUGCUGGAAAUGAAGACUAAUACAAAGUUUGUAAGAACUAACUGAUGAAAAAUGAUGAACGAAAAUAGAGGCUCGAGAACCGAAAGAUCAAAAGUUGAAACACGCUGUUGCAACAAUCCUUGCUACCUGUGCCAACAAUUGAAGCUGAAAUUAUGGGGCCAAGACCCGAACAAAGAGGCGCCCAAAAAGGAGGAGGCGAAGCCGCCACCAGUGAAGCCAAAAAAGUCGAAACCGCGGAAAAAGAAGAAGAAGAAGGUGCAUAACAUGGAUGAGGCGACGGCACAAGAGAAUAUGUCGGCGCUUUUUCGCAUGAUGAGGGAUUACUAUGCACUGAAACUGGCCUCACAAUACACGAGCACUGAGAAUAUGGUUGGAGACGGAAAAGCGGAGGAUGGUGAAAGGACAGGUGCUACAGUUCCUGAAACUCCAGAACCAACUGGCGACGAAAACAACGCCGCUCAACCAAUGAUGAACGAGGGGGGUGAAGAAGAAGAGGAGGAUGAGGAGAGGGAUGAAGACGGUAAUCCGGUCAAAAAGCAUGGCGAAAAUUUGUACGACGAAAAUGUGAUCAUACCGGGCAGCACGGGAAGUUUCAGCAAGGACGAUUUCCCGCCCCCCUUACCCAACGACAGCAAUAAGAAGACAACCUAUGCGACCAGCUAUGAUGAGGAGGAGGAUGAAGAGUUCGAGGAUGAUGACGAGGAUGAAACAUGGAAGAAGUGGCAGGAGAAAAAAACUUGAGGAGUCAGGAACUGGAAUUGUUUGAACUCGUAAAAUCAACAACUCAAGAAAUGUGGACUGGAAUGCUGUUUUUGAAACAGAUUUGAUUCAACGUCUCAAAAAGGUUCUUACAAUUUCAACUGAGAUUAAUAAAAUUAACAGCUCAAGAAAUGAGGACUGGAAAGAAAUUGAUGCAAGGCCACAACAACAAUACUUUUAAAAAAGGGUUCAGUAGAUAAAUAGACUAUAUUGCAAUAUUUAUACUAGCAAUAAAAUAAAAAUGAUUUCAUUGAUAAAGUGUCUGUUUUAAAAACAUAG
Nilaparvata lugens (brown planthopper) is the source of this 1542-nucleotide messenger RNA. Its product is annotated as ABC transporter F family member 4-like. The record is from RefSeq and is a predicted model, not a curated record. The coding region runs from base 556 to 1245 and encodes 229 amino acids. The transcript is spliced from 2 exons. Lineage: Eukaryota; Metazoa; Arthropoda; Insecta; Hemiptera; Delphacidae.